AUGUGCGAACAGAACGUGCUUGAUGGAUUGGUGGCGGUCAAAAAUUUCAAAAUUCGAAGAAGAGCGCUCCGCUCCGGAAAUAUGGCGCCGGGGAAGUUGACAGUGUUUUGUUUUUUGGCGGGAAUUCUCAGUGCAGUGUGCUCGGAGACGGACAAUGAUGUGUUGACAUUGCAAGACAAUUUAGACCUGAAAGACGACGUAGCUUCUGAUAGGCGGAGGCCGUCGAAUGAACAGGAGAAGGACAUUCUUUUAUUGGACGCUCUAGGGAGGAGAAAGGGAACAUAUCACAGUUCUUACAGUUCUUCCCAAGAAGAUGACUCUAUUAUGGAUUUGCUUGGAAAAAUGAUACCACAGACCUGUCGCUACAGAGGUGCUAGGUAUCCCUGUGGACUAAGUAUAUCAUGCGUAAUCGGUGGAGGGAAGCCCUUAGACCUAUGCUCUGGAGGCAUGAUAUGGGCAUGUUGCGUCGACAGGGAUACUACAGAAAGACCAAGCGAAAUUGCACCUGUCGUCCAUAAUGCAAGUGACCUUAUAGAACUGAUUGGAACAUUCCCACACGAAUCAUACGAUUAUCAAAACACAAACCAAUAUGAGGACCCAGUCAUCAUAUAUACGGAUACAAAUCGCCCGAAACCACAUCACAACCGUCCCGAGUCAGACUAUAACCAUCAAUCACCGGGCCCGAGUAGGCCCGAGUUGGACUAUAGUCAUCAAAAACCCAGCCCGGGUCGUCCCGAGUCGGACUAUAGCCACCAAAAACCCAACCCGGGUCGCCCCGAGUCUGAUCAUAAUCACCAAAACGACUACUACGACCAGAACAAUUAUUUUCACGUGAAACCUUCGUAUCACGAGAUUACUACACAAACAGAAUACACGCCUAAUGUGAAUGAUGCUGAUGAUUAUGUUCCUGUUGUAACUAACGGCCACAAACCACAGAGGCCGAGCUAUCCGGGUUGCGGUGAGCACUACACUCGAUCGAAUCGAAUUGUCGGAGGACAUUCUACGGGUUUCGGUUCGCACCCUUGGCAGGCGGCUUUAAUAAAAUCGGGCUUCUUGAGCAAGAAACUGGCUUGCGGUGGGGCGCUCAUAUCUGAUAGAUGGGUGAUUACCGCUGCUCAUUGUGUCGCUACGACUCCGAAUUCUCAGCUCAGGGUGCGACUAGGUGAAUGGGAUGUCCGGGAUGCUGGAGAGAGAUACUCGCACGAGGAAUAUGCAGUACAACGUAAAGAAGUACACCCAGCAUAUGAGCCGGCUGACUUCAGGAAUGACGUGGCUUUAGUACAACUUGAUAGGGGUGUCGUUUUCAAACAACAUAUAUUGCCGGGCGGCAGAGAUUCCUGCCAAGGUGAUUCCGGAGGCCCAUUAACAAUGAAGCUGGAGGGGCGAAGCACCCUCAUCGGUCUAGUUUCAUGGGGCAUCGGAUGCGGCCGAGAACACUUACCCGGAGUAUACACAAACAUACAGAAAUUCGUACCAUGGAUAGACAAACUCGUCACACCACAGUGA
Diatraea saccharalis (sugarcane borer) is the source of this 1506-nucleotide messenger RNA. The record is from the annotation of a GenBank genome assembly. Lineage: Eukaryota; Metazoa; Arthropoda; Insecta; Lepidoptera; Crambidae.